Messenger RNA from Dermacentor silvarum, 10041 nucleotides. It is a transcript of the gene Cdc27, whose product is annotated as cell division cycle protein 27 homolog. Gene Ontology annotation, biological process: cell division. Gene Ontology annotation, molecular function: protein binding. Lineage: Eukaryota; Metazoa; Arthropoda; Arachnida; Ixodida; Ixodidae. Bases 213 to 2858 code for a protein of 881 amino acids. The transcript is spliced from 16 exons. The record is from RefSeq and is a predicted model, not a curated record.
ACUCGGCCACUCCGCCAACUCCGAUCAAGCAAGAGAGGCAGGAGUCGGUCAACGUUGGGUUUGAAAUAUGGCUGUGACGGUUGGAUAGUUGUGUAUGUCCGUGUUCAUGCAAAAUCACGUUCGACUAGUAAUUAUUUCCUAUUCUGUGUGAUUGUGAACGCCGCCAAGAAGACAGGCUGGAUCGGAUUGUGGUGUAGAACGAACGAGUGGCCAUGAUAGUUCAAGAGCCGGUUCAGGCAGCCAUAUGGCAUUGUCUGAAUCACUAUGCAUUCUCGGAUGCCAUCUUCCUUGCGGAGCGGCUUUAUGCCGAAGUGCACACGGAAGAAAGCCUGCACCUUUUAGCGACAUGCCACUACCGGGCGGGGAACAAGGUCUCGGCAUACAUGCUGCUACGGUCGCGCGGAUGCCGCUCGCCCCAAAGUCGCUUCCUCCUGGCACGCUGCUGCAUCGACCUGCGCAAGUUUGCGGAGGCAGAGUCGGCCCUCGAUGCUGACGUCGGCCUGGCAUCGCGCUGCUCCGCCAAGGGAGGCCUGGAUGAGACGGUCACAGCAUUUGGGGAUUCUGCCUCCUUUGCCCUAGCUCUGCUAGGACAACUGUGUUCAAAAACGGAGCGUGUCAGCCGUGCAACAGAAGCCUACAAGAAAAGCCUGAAGCUCAACCCAUUUCUCUGGUCCUCAUAUGAGUCUCUCAUAAACCUAGGAGAAUCGCCAAAUCCUACAGAUAUAUUUAAUGUUUCAUCUCUUGAAAACUUCAAUUUAUGCCAAGGAAGCAAUCCUCUUGUCAACUUUGUUAAUAAAACCAACAUUGACAGCAUCACAGAUGACAUAAAGGUGGUGGGUGGCCAGGGUGGAGGUCUUGGUGGACAAGUUGCAGGCAAGGUGUCGGUGCUGCCGCUGUCAGCAGGUUCAACACCUCCGUCACAGGCACCACUGCUGGUCAUGCGGUCAACGGUGGCGCCAAGCACUCCCCAGCAGUCCUGCCCGGACACUACCCCUCUAGGCAUUAUGACAAGCACCCCGGAGCUGCCGGCUUCCGAGAGCAUCACUAGCAUCUGCCUGGGCAGCAAAAGUGGCAAGCAGACGCAACCAUUUUCGGCUGUCAAGGGGGCACGCAGCAUUUUUGCGGGAGGAGCCGCGGCCCUGAGCCCACUGUCGGCAUCGUUUGGUGUGCUACCUUUGUCAAACUCCACGCCUGGCACCGUGCCCCCAACAGCCAUUAGUGGCAUGCUCGCCUAUGUCACACCCACUUCACAGGGCAUUUUGGACGCCAUCUCCAAGGAACCCUGCCCCCCAGUCAAAAAGAACCUUGCGAGGAAGCCUCAGGGACUGAACACGCCAAAGAUCCAAAUAUUCAGCCAGUCGAGUAACAACAACUUGCUGCAGACGCCGCCUGUUCCAACCAGCGUCAUUUGUUGGCCCUGCAGCUUUCCACCCAGUGGGCUGAGCAGUGUGCGACGCAGCUCACGCCUCUUCAGCAGCUCCAACUCGGUCAAGGAGAACAAUAAGGGCAGCUCGUCGCCCAAGACCAUCCGGGGCCUGGCCGCUCGGCUGCCCUCGUCCAAAAAGAGCAAACCCUCCCGGGGGGCCCUGCGCACCAACACGGCCACCUCCGGCUCAAACAACACAAGCGCCAUCACUGAGGGAGAGCUGAACGAGAUGAACAAGCCAGAGCCGCUGCCCGUGUCCCUGGCCCAGACUGCACUCUGCAUGCAGAGGGCCUCCGCAGAGGGCCUGAUGCAGCUGCUGCAAGACCUGGGCAAGGCACGACUCUACCUGGGCCAGUACAGGUGUCGACAAGCCAUCGAAGCGCUGGAAGCCCUGCAGCCCCACCAGUAUUCCACGGGUUGGGUGCUUGCUGCUCUGGGCAGGGCGCAUUUUGAGCUGGGGGAGUACGACAAGGCUGCCCGUGCCUUCGAGACUCUCAGGUCCAUCGAGCCACACCGGCUACAGGGCCUGGAGUAUUACAGCACAGCCUUGUGGCAUCUGCAGAGGGAAGUGAGCCUCUCUGCUCUCGCUCAAGACAUGAUGGAUCUGGACAAGACAGCGCCAGAGACAUGCUGUGCGGCCGGCAACUGCUUCAGUCUGCAGAGGGAGCACGAGACAGCAGUGCGCUUCCUGCAGAGAGCAGUUCAGGCAGACCCGGACUUUGUCUAUGCAUACACGCUACUCGGCCAUGAGUUGACAGCCAUGGAAGAAAUGGAGCAGGCCCUGUCUGCCUUCCGCAGUGCCAUGUUGGUCAACCCUCGCCACUACAAUGCCUGGUAUGGAGCAGGUAUGAUCUACUACAAGCAGGAACAGUUUCAUUUGGCAGAGCUGCACUUCAAGCGAGCACUACAAAUCAACCCGCAGAGCUCUGUGCUUCUUUGCCACAUUGCAGUGGUGCAGCAUUCCUUGAAGAGGACAGAUGAGUCCAUUCUGACUCUAAACAGGGCCAUUUCGAUGGAACCCAAAAAUCCACUCUGCAAGUUUCAGCGAGCUACCAUCUUUUUCUCGGUGGAUCGCUACCAGGAGGCGCUCAAGGAGUUAGAUGAGCUGAAGCAGCUUGUGCCCAAGGAGUCGCUAGUGUAUUUCCUUAGUGGAAAGGUUCACAAGAAGUUGGGCAACACCCACCUAGCCCUGAUGAACUUCUCGUGGGCAAUGGACUUGGACCCCAAGGGUGCCAACAACCAGAUAAAGGAGUCCAUCGACAAGCGCUUCAGCCAUGACGAAGAGGACAUUACCGCUGUCCAGCAGCUAUCGGUUGACGACUCUGGGAGCAUCGAGUCGAAUCCCAUAGAUCCGGAAUCCUCGCAUGGGAGCUCCGUGGCAGACUUGAACGACAUGCAACUUCAGUCAAUGGAAAGUGAUGAAGGAUUCUAGUGCCAUACGUGCCAGCAGUGGGCAUGAGAAACUGCGCUGCGCGUUGCUUCUUGGCAGUGUCUGUGAGAGACUUUUGAGGGUGAACAUUUGAACGAAAGAGAUGAGACUGGGCGGUUUUACUGAGAAACUGUGCCGUUGCGUUGUAAUUCACAUCGUUUGCCAAGGACCUCAUCCUGUGAAUUCAGUUGAUGUGAGUUCCUUAAGGAGUGUUUUCUCACAUGGGCAUGACUUUGUUUUAAUUAAGUUGUUUAGGUUGGUUGCAUCCUUUUCUGUGUGCGUGUACAUUGUGUGUGUGUGUGUGCCUGCGUGCAAUGUUUGCCCCUCUUUGCUAUGGCAUUUUGAAAAAGCCAGGUGUAAUAUUUGCUCACACCCGCCCAUAGUUCAGUGCUCGCCUUGCAGGCAAUGUCGUAAUGUGGAGUUAUGGCACCACGCCAUUGUAGGAUUCUCCUGGUGCAUUUGACUUUUUUUUUUUUCUCAUGAAAAAGCAAAACAACAAAAUAUUAUGUUGAACUAAGAUGGAAGAGAUUAGUAGUGAGAACAUACUUGUAAGCUUUGAAAUCACAGCCAUCGUACCUUAAGCUGGAUACAUUCAUAUUUGACACAAAAUUUGAUAUUUAGUACUUCUGCCGAGUUAGACCUUAAUUUGUCUUUUGGAAGCUUCAAUCUGCAAAAUAUCUAAUCUACCUUUCUCAUAGAAAAAGAAUCUUAUGCCACAUAGACCACAUAUCCAGCAGUCUUAUAUGAUCAUUUGUGUUUUCAAUAUGAUCUCGUAUAUUAAUGUGAGAUUUUUCGAUGCAGGAGUUAAGGGACAUGUAGGCUUCUUUAGACUGGAUGUGAUAGUUGCAUUCCUCUGUAAAUUGCUUUGUGUUGCAAAACUGAAGCACACACUAAGCCCUGUACACUUUGCAUAUGCAACAUGAGUGUUCGCAUUCUCCUGGAAACUUUCUUCCGCAAGCGAUUGCAAUAGAUAAAUUAAAAAUUCCUGACUGUCAGUGCCCUCUGCUUUUGUGUGGCAGAACUGUCUGUUUACAUUAGCAACAAAACACUGUUGUGCUAUGGGCUAUCUGGUUUGUCACUUUCAUUCUUCGGCUGACUUGCAUGAACGUGACCUUAAUUUUUUGAGAUCUUUGCAUUUCAGUUUUAUUUGGCACCCGAUUAGAUGUAACUCUUGGUACAUCUGUCGCAGGAAAGCGCAGUGACCUUAGAUGUCUUACUAAAUUUCUGCAUUGGCCUUUCUCAAGUGACAAUGUUUCCGGCAUUUCUGGAGCUUUCUUUGUUUUUAAUAGUUGGUUUGUCGUCAUUAUGUUGAGUAUCUUAAGGAGCACUUAUGUACGGUAAGCAUUUCUCAUUUUCAAGCAGUGCCUUUUAAGCAGAGGCUGGCAGUUCUCAGUAAUUUCACAAUGGUUAUGCACCAGAAAGUUAUUUUUUCCCUAUUUGCUUUAUGUGGACAAGCUUGUGGUCUAACGCAGACCAUCAUACACUGCAGCAAGCACAUGUGUUGCCAUUGCAUGCUUUAGCUAAGACCUGGCACAUUUGGUGCUUCAUUUUGUUUUUAGAAAAGUUAGCAGAGCAUGUAGCAGGUGUGCACCACCAGGCACAAACACUCUAGUUUAAGCAAUGCCAGGCUCCAGCCCGGGACUAGCAUUGCAUUGGUGAUGUGACUUUGGACCAUGCAUCUUCACUACACUGUUUUUUUUUCUCUCCAUUUUUCAGUUUCAGACUCGCUGCCAACAUUGUUUGGGUUGCGGAGUAGUAAGAGUUGCAAAUACACUUACACCUGGAUAUAACGAAAUUGACAAAUUACCGAAAAACUUCGUUUUAAAGAAGAUUUCGUUAUAUGCAGGCUUGGCACGAAAAUUCGGAAAAGAAACACUUACCGUAUUUACUCGAUUCUAAUGCGCCCUCGAUUGUAACGCGCACCCAUUUUCCGUGACCAAAAGAGAGGGGAAAAAAUCCUUUACAGUACUGCGCACCUCAUGCUUUCACACAGAAAUACAUUUAUCGCUCAAGAUUUACUCCCAAUACACUAAAGUUGCGAUGAACAAAAAAGUCCCAGUUUCGCCCGAAAGGUGGAAGCAUCGAUUGCGACAGCAAAUUAGCAGACAGCUAUAUGAAGUAAGGAUAGUAGUUUUAUCGGCCGUAUAAACUUGUAAACAUUCGCUGUUUAACUAAAUUGGUAGACUAAUGCCUAAGCACACAUACUACAGCACAUAGUCGAAGCUACGGGAGCUAGGCUCAAAGUGCGUAGGAGGCAGCUAUAUUGAAAUGUCGAUGGCGAUAUGGUAGUGCAAAUUUAGGAUCGUACUCGAUUCUAACGCGCAGGCAAUUUUUGGACCCGUUUUAUCAACAUCAGCAACAUCACUGGAAAAGCAGAGUGCCAGCUUGGCGGGCUAGGCCAGCUGCAGCAAGCGGCGGGAUCAGGUUUGAAUGAAGGGAGGGGGUAAAGGUCAUGCUCGCAGCGGCAAGAUCACCAGGUUGAGGGAUGCAGGCCCUCCUUGCGCACGCACGCACACGUGCACUUGCUCUCGCCUCACAGUCGCCGUGCGCCGCCGCCACCGCUUCGCAUUCUGUCGUGGCAGAGAAGGUGCUUCCGGUUGCUGCUCGCGCAAAAAUGACAAAAUUUGGGGCAAAAUCUCCAGGUUGUCGGCUGGGAAAAUUCGUUAUUUCGAGGGGGUCUCCCGCUUCCACUUCGUUAUGUAGAGGUCUCAAAUACAUGUGCUUCUAUGGAGUAACGGCGGGGAAUAGAAAAACUUCUUUAUAUCCAGGAAUUCAUUAUAUGGCGGUUCGUUAUAAGCAGGUUUAACUGUAGUCCGUAGGUCUGUAGGUUAGACACAGAGGGCAGGGGUGCAACAGCUGUGCCAAUUGCGCCAUUUUGAUACAAUUUCGUAUUUUUGCGCUGAGCUGCGGCAAAACCGUGAUAAAUGUCGAAAUUGUGCCACGCUGUGCCAAAACGCCUGACCAGCCGUGAAAUUUCUCGGUUACAAUGACAUUGCGAUGGCUUCUUUAACGGACUGUGGGACUCUCGUAACGCCUUUGCUUGCCGUGAAGCGUAAGAAAUCCAGGCUGACCGACUUCUGGAAAUAAAACUUCCGGUGGGCGCAAGCUUGCCGACUUUGUCAUAAAUAUGCAAUGAAAUUGAGGUAAUUCAAACUGCUUCAUUGCGACGGUGCAUGUGUUGCGAAGUGAGUGUUUCGCGAUCGGCCGGGCACGCACUUUUAGUUAGGCGUCGACCGCAAUGCACGAAAAAUGCUGUAACUGCGGCGCGAAAUGCAUUCUCUCGUAAAGUUGACUCUUCAUUGACCGCCUUUAGUACGUCUCAACCGUUGCCCCCACGCCAUCGCAAAGAUUUCCUGGACGAUGGUUUUGGUUUUGUUCGCGGUUUUCGUUCGCCCGUAUUACACUGUACCCGUAUUCUGCGGGCUAUAACUUGCACCUUUGUAUAAGUUGCACCCUCCUAAGAAUGCCUCCUUAAAGCGGCAGUUCUUCCGAAAAAAAAAAGUAUAUAAAUCGUACUGGUGUAGAAGACGCACCUGUUCGUUCGGUAUACAAUUUUAAAAAAUUAGUAAUGUUUCACUCUGUGAACGCGGGUCACGUGCAAGCAUAUGGGUGUCAUUCCUACAUAAUUUCAAUAGCAAUGAUAAGGCACACGGGGCGCAUUUCUGCAUUCUUGGCCGCUGCAAUGUUCCGUAUAAAGUCCAAAGGCGAUAACAUCGUCUUCGUGCGCCGUAUGCCGUAUAUGCGAGUGAAAGCGUGCGACGGUGAGCCGAAUCGCGCACAUAGUAGUGCGGGAAUCGUAUUGCGGGAGGGUAUCGCGGGAGGGAGGGGGUACGCUUGUACUCUGGUAGCAACUGUGGAGUUUGCGCAGCGAUGCGCGCCACAUCUUGAAAGCAAUCUGUUAGAUGCAACAACUUCGGGGUACAGUUGAUUGGCAAGUCGGCCUGCCGCCCCUUGCAUUGCUGCUCCGUCCUCGCACGACGUGCGGGAACUUGAUAGCGCGCACAGAACCCAUAGCAAUUAAGUAGCAGAGGAGGUCAACGGGGGGGCGUGCUUUGCGUGGCCAUAGCCUCCAAUCCGAUUUUGACGGCAAUUUUGCCGGGGAAAGAUACGUACACAAGUCGCACCGGUGUAUAAGACGCACCGGCGAAAAAUUCAGAAAGAAACCACGACCUUUACACCGGAAAAUACGGUAUUACAUACUAAUUUCGCGUCAACAAAGUUCCGCCACAACGAAAUUUUUUGCUUGUCCUGUGAUUUUUGUUGUAGCGGUACUCGACUGUGUGUUUUUGUGUAUAUAUAUAUAUAUAUAUAUAUAUAUAUAUAUAUAUAUAUACACAUACAUACACAUAGUCGACUCUUGUUACAAUGGACCCUAAUAAUCCGACAAAAAAUGACGUUUUAUCCGAAGUCCAUAGUAUCCGAAACUGGAGGCCACCGCCAGAACACCAAAAGAUUGUCAAACAGUCAGUGCAUGUUUCGACUACCGCCGGAAUGUCGCAAUACGUCAGAAAAAAAGAAAAGAAAACGAAAAGGAACCACUCACGAAGUGGUUCCAUGUGUACGCAUGUGUACUUUCCACAUGUUUGGCAGAAAAAGUUGUGUGCAGUGCACUGCUGGGGCGCGAUCGAGGUCGUCGUUCGGAGCACGCGUUCAAUUUCGCCAGGCGCGGCCUAAGUCAACCGUGCACGGUGAAGCUGAACGCGCGCUCUGAACGGCACGCUCCUGCCAUUACCUACGCUGCUAAUGUGAAUUGCCGUAUAUACUCCCAGAAGUCCAACGCAAAGUUGGGUGGUGCGUUUAUUAUGCAGGGUAAAUUUUAGGGUGUUUUAUGAUUAAGUGUUCUUUGUAAAACUGCUCCAAAUUUGGGAUUUACUGCUCCGAAACAGAGGGGUUUUUUUCCCCUUAACCUGCUCCAAAUUUGGAUUUUCCUGCUCCAAAAAUUGCUCCAAAUCCUAUUUUGGCUGUUUCGCCACUGAGAGGGGAGAACUGGAUGACAUGCUUUGUCCAGUUCAGGGCAUUGUGGUUAAGCCCAUGUACUACAUCGAUCGCACUUGUAAGAAAAAAGCAGUGCAUUUGCCACUUAAGUGUAAUGUGUGCAAGGUCGUUUGCGUCUGAAGACUACUACGCAUUUGAAGAAGUUAGAACAGUGUUUCAUCAUUAAUGUACUACUGUUGUCCAUAAGGAAACUAAAAUUUCCCAGAAAUGCUGGAAACAUUGCCUCAAAGGAAAAAAAAAAAUAAGCGAAGCCACUGACAUUUCUGUUGCUCUUGUUCUCCACAGUGCUGCCACGAUAAUUUCAUUGCAAAAAAAGAGUCCGCAAGGAUGUAGCUUGUAUUCACGUUUACCUACAUGGACUCUGCCUUGUCAUGCUGUCAUCUAGCUCAAUUUAGAAGUGAAGAGCCGGUGUUAGCCACAUGUAGUUCAACAAUGUUUGAUAUUUGUUGUACUACUCGACCUGCUUAUGCUAAUGCUGCCUUUCUAUGGGAUGCCUCCUCAGCACACCAUGAAGAAUAUUGCUAUCUAUUUGUAGCUGCUUUUUUCUGAUGUCGAUCUGACAUACCAAGCAGUCUUGCAUGGUUUGCAUGCAGAAAGUGGUUCAUUGUUGAAGAGAAGGCACGAGCACGGGUCACAUGCAACUUUUCAUGUAUAUGUGUUUUGGAGGUGCCCGAUUGCAUAUUUGCAAACUAUACCCUGUACAUGCACUGCCUGUGGAGAUGACUUCAACAGCAAUUAUCUUAGCAUAGAUCAUCUUGGGGCCUUAUUUAAAUGGUACCAUAGCUUCUCUAGGAGGCAUGUUAUUAUUAUUAAGGGUAGGAAAGCAGCUUAGAAUAAAGAAAGCAUGAAAGUAAGGAAAGUACACAUGCAAUAAUACGAAAAAAAAUAAAUAAAUCAGGUGUAUGCUCAAACAACCAGCCUAGCUGUUUCAAAUGGGAUGGCUUACAGUAAGCCAACGAGGUUAAUGUUUUUGAUGCUGGUGGUGCACAUGUAAAUGGGUGCGUUUGCCAUGUAAUGAUUCAUGUGGCUGAAUCAGUUGAAUGUGCCAAAGUGUCCAGUUUGUUUGUUUGUGGUGGGCUUAACAUUGGGAACACGACUAACAGUUUGCAACAUUUCAACACCCAACAUCAUGAUGGAUAGCUUUUAACUAUUAAUAGAAUGCUAGAAUAGCUGUUGCAAUUAUCUGCACUAGCAAUGGUUGGAUGAGGUAUGGUUUGUCAAUAUGCCACUUCACGUUACUGCAGAAAAUGUGCAGUAGGAGGCAUUGGCUUCGGUCUAUGCGCCUGCGUACCUUGUCAACACUGCUUCUGCUGCCUGCUAUGGCUGGAGCUCUGCCCAAGUUUGGACCAGGCAUGUUCGUGCUUGUUUUAACAGUGAACUUCAUUCUACAUUGUAAUGUCUUUUUACUGCUUUACCGUGUGGUGUGGUUCGACACAAACUUGGAGAAUGAGAAUUAUAAGAGCAUGGACUAAGGAAAACCUCUUUUUUUGUUUGCAUUUAUAGUUCUAUUGCGAGGCUGACCCUAUUGGUCGUUACUGUACUGCCAGUAGAACUUCUGAUUGCCGUUAGUGUUGCAUUACAAAAGUGACACACUUCCAUGUGAAAAGCGAGUUAGCAUUUUUCUUCAUCUUUUUUCUACAUUUUCAAAUUAGAAAACGCAUCAUGUGAAGCCAGAUAAGCUGCAGUUUUUUGACGUUCUUAUAAAUGGGCGGGAAGGCAUUUUGGAAGUCACUUUUUUGAGGAGAUGGAAGUCAUUUUAGAGUGGCAGAUAGCUGACAGUGACUGUAUAGCGCGUGUUCAUGUGGUGAAAAUAGUGCCCCUUUCCUUGGCCAAGAUGCAAUGCGCCUGUCGAAAUUUACAUAGGAUAUAUUGUAUAGCUCGUGUACAUAUAUUUUUGCAGGUCAUCGCUCCUUUAUAUUUUUUUCUUCUCAUUAAUUGUUUCUUGAAAAAUAUUCAGAGUGCACGCUCUGUUGGCAACCUAAGUUCUUUUCCACCUUACAUGUUGCCUCUAGCAUAAUUGUCACUUGAAUGAUGUUUUUACAAUGAUUCCUUCAGACUUGCCUCCUUUAUUUUUUUCUGCAUAUUGUUUUACUUUGUUUAGGAAAUGAAGUCAAACAGUUCUUGUAUGUUUGCUAGGACGCAUAUAUUUUUAUCUGUAUAUAAGCUUAAUAAAAAGAUGUAGUAAAACCAA